UGUAACACGUUUUCUAAAUAUUAUCACCUUUGUUUUAGGAAUGAAGGAUACUUUUAGUACUAAAUAUUUGAUCAAACUAACAACUAUGUUAUUACUCUAGUAUUAAAUCCAUGAACUGCAACGAAGUCUUUGGAGUAGUUAAUAUUUUAAAAGAAUUGACUUGUUCUUCCCUCAGCUCUUGAACUUCCCGAAGCGGGAUAAACUUUUUUGUGUCAACUUUUUCUAAUUACUUAGAAUUUUUCGCAAAGUUUCGCACUGUAAAGUGCUAAUUAUCCGUUAUCGAGAAUAUCCCUGGUACAGUUUUGCGACCAAACGACCACGUCGCUCAGUAGUUUUGUUGCAAGCUUACGAUGCAGAUCACAGGUUUGUUGACGCGUUUUAGGCGCUUACUUCAGCGGCUAUACAUUGAGCGAGACUUUUUUCACCCGUUCGAGAUACUCCUGGCCCUGCCCGGGUUCCAUCUGGUGGAGAGAUUUCGUAAGCGUAGCUGGAUGCGCGUGUUGUUCGUGUUGACACGCGUUAUUCAGCUGCUGCAGUAUGCGUUGUGGGUGGAUCGCUUUUAUCUGGAAUUGAUUGAUUCAUCAGGUUCCUCCGAAAAGACGCUCCAUUACGGCAACACUCUCAGUGCGUUGACCAUGAUGCUCGUUCGAAUGUUUGUAGUGCACUGGUAUAUGCCGAACGUCGAAGAAUUCAAGAGAUAUCUUCGACGACAGAGACGACUGAGAGUUACGAAGCCUAACUCAGGAACGCACCGAAUAUCCUAUCGGAAAAUCGUUAACAUCGCCAUUAUGUUCCAGCUCGUCGGAUUGGCGGAUCGAUUGGUAUUUUGCUUCUCCAGUACAUAUCGUCAAGAGUUGUACGAGUUACCGUCGAAUCUUUUGGAACUUGGAUGGCCUAUGGAGAUAGUGUUACAUGUAGUUUCGUUCGACUUUGAGUCAAGAUGGAUUGCCACGUACAGCGUAUCAAUAACUGGCAUGAACUCUAUUAUGAUGGGACUGUACGACGAGCUAGUAGACAUUGCGGAGGAAUACCAAGAACUUUUCGCUAGAAGCAAGGAUGAUAGUUCUGAGUUCUGGUCUAGUCUGGAGCGCAACAUCGUGCAAGCUGUUAAGCGCCACGAAGCAUUCAUUUCGCAACUGGAUCAGCUGAAACCAUUCCUGCAGGCCACAUUCUUGGUGAUGUUCUACUCUGCGGCACUGUUCCUCGCGGUCGGUACCUUGUUGCUAAUAACCAACGGAAUGACGGUCUUCAAAGUUAUCUUUAGCGGAUUUCUGUUUGCGUUGCUACUUGAGUGUUAUUGGUGUUGUCAACUUGUCGAUCGACUCAACGAUAUGAACGCUCAGAUAGGUAUGCAUCUAUAUAGCCUUCCCUGGACAACGGAAUUACAGUACACCAUUCCCAAUGGUAGUCGCUACAGACAGGUGCGCUUAUCCUUGCUGAUUAUGAUGAGCAAGACGCAGAAGUCGCUGGAGAUUAAUUGUGGCGGAAUGUUCGAGAUGUCAAGAGAAGCAUUUGCCAGUUUGGUGAAGCUGGCUUACACAAUGCUAAUGUUUCUGCGUGAUACACAAAACUUUUCCUAA
Molecule: messenger RNA, 1580 nt
Organism: Anopheles funestus (African malaria mosquito)
Lineage: Eukaryota; Metazoa; Arthropoda; Insecta; Diptera; Culicidae
Exons: 2
Coding region: 351-1580 (409 amino acids)
Biological process (GO): detection of chemical stimulus involved in sensory perception of smell; sensory perception of smell
Cellular component (GO): plasma membrane
Molecular function (GO): odorant binding; olfactory receptor activity
Source: RefSeq, a predicted model, not a curated record